AUGCAGUCCGCCGGCGUCGAUCUCUCCCACCCGGACACCGUCCCCGCGCUCCUCCUCGACCCGGGGCUCUCGGGAAACUACCCCGCGGCCUCGCGCUUCUUCUCUUGGGCCGCCUCUGACCCCGCCGCCAAGGCCGCGCUCAACUCGCGGUCCUUCAACUCCAUGCUCCAGCUCGCCGCCGCGCACGGCGACGCCGAGCGCUUCUGGUCCCUCGUCGCCUCCAUGCGGUCCAGGGGCUACGGGAUCUCCAAGCCCGCCUUCCGGGCCGCCUCCGAGAGCUUCCGGGCCAAGGACAUGGCCAGGGACGCCGACCUGCUGCAGGAGGCAUUCGCCGCGCACGGUAGGAACGCGGCGGCUGCCGAGGUAUGCAAGGUUCUCCGGGCGCCGGGCAAGGAUGAUGCCUCAAAGCUAGCCAUGCUGAGUGAAUCGGGUGUUGAGGUGACUGACGAGCUGGUGGCAUUAGUGGUGGAGAAGGUCGGGCAGUUCCCGCAGCAGGCCAUGGUGUUCUUCCGGUGGGUGGAGCAGUCAGCUGGGGCCGGAAUCAGUUGGGACAAGGUUUACAAUGCGAUGGCGAGGGUUCUUGGCCGUGAGGAUUGCAUCGAGGAGUUCCGGGAGGUCCUGCAGAAGAUGAGGGGCAAGGGGCUUGAGAUGGAUCGAGAUGUGUAUGUUACUGUCACCGACAGGUUCCUCAAGAGGAAGAUGGUUGAGGAUACUGUGGACCUGUUCCGAUUCAUGUCAAGCAGGCCGGAGAAGCUCUCGACGGAUUAUUUCAUAUUCUUGCUGAAGAAGGUUGUAGCGACUGGUGAUUUGGAUCUCAAGUUGGUGACGAGGGUCUUGCGGUAUUAUCAGCAUGCGGGCAAUGAGGUCAAAGACUCAGCUUUUGAUUCUGUUCUAAAGUCGUUGAGGAGUGUAGGGAGGCUUGGGGAGAGUGGCAGAGUUCUGAAGGCGAUGCAGGAAGGUGGUUUUGAACCAGAUAGUGCUGAACAUGAAAAGGCUGUUAUUGCAAUGUGUGAUGCUGGCAAUCUGGAAGAAGCACGAAAUUAUUUGACUGGUGUGGAAGAGUCAGGGCAUAAGUUGGGUCCAAAGAUAUGGUCUUGUUUAGUUCAGAAGUAUUCUCUUGGUGAAAAUGUGGAUAUGGCAGUCUCGUGCUUCCAUGAAAUGCUGGAAAAAUGUGGCAAUGAGAAUGUGGGUUCUGCUCUUGAGGCACUGGUUUCUGGAUUAUACAAGAAGAAAGGGGCAAAGGAAGCAUUCCAAGUUCUGAAGAACUUGAUAGCUGAGAAGGCUGUAGUUCCUUGGCAAACUACCUACAAGUAUUUGAUCCACAAGUUGAUCCGCCAAGGGCAUCUGAAACAAGCAUUUGAAGUGCUAGGUUUAAUGAAAAGCCAUGGUUAUCCAACUUUCGUUGAUCCUUUUAUCCCACAUAUUUCAAAGUCUGGGACUCUGGAUGAUGCCCUGGGUUUGCUGAAUGCAACAUCUUUGAGGGGGUUGCCAUCAAGAAUAGUUUAUGUGCGCUUAUUUCAAGCUUUGUUCAAAGAAGAGAGGCAUGAAGUUGCCCAACAGUUGCUUUCCCAGUCUCCUGAUAGCAUCCAAAACCAUGCUGAUGUUCGUGAUGUUUUCAAUAGGAUGAAGCUGGAAGAACCUGUCACAGCAGCAUUGGCAGAGGGUUGA
This is a messenger RNA of Setaria italica (foxtail millet), 1668 nucleotides long. Its product is annotated as pentatricopeptide repeat-containing protein At3g02490, mitochondrial. The record is from RefSeq and is a predicted model, not a curated record. NCBI's taxonomy places the organism in Eukaryota, Viridiplantae, Streptophyta, Magnoliopsida, Poales, Poaceae. Gene Ontology annotation, molecular function: protein binding. The transcript has a single exon. Gene Ontology annotation, biological process: RNA splicing. The coding region runs from base 1 to 1668 and encodes 555 amino acids.